AUGUCUCUGGCGGUGGAGCAGACCCUUCCACCACCCAUGAAGGCUGAGGUGGAUUCACCCCGAAGCGAGGGCCACGCAGCAGGACCUCUUAACAUGGACGCCGUCCCCAGUCGGGCCGCCCGUCUUGAGGAGACUCUCCUCGCUGCCUCCCAGCCCAUCAAGAAGCAGAAGAACCUCCCCUCGGCGGCAGCAGCAGCAGCAGCAGCAGCAGCAACUUAUGACUCCAUGCAGAGCCAGUACUACGACACAAUGGACGUCCAGGAGAUCACAACACCCACCUCAGACCACCAGGUCGUCGAGGAGCAGGCACCCGUCCUGCCACCGAAGAGUGCUCUGAGAGCGUCCCGGAUGCUGGACGGUCUGGUCGGCCUCAAGAUCGUGGCGCCCGUCGACCCUCCAGCGUUCAGCCAGACCCCUCAUGACGAGUACCUCUCCUCCGAAGAGGAGGCGUCUGCUACCACGGAUGACUUCUCAGACUUCGAGUACGAGUCCAGCAGCGACGACCUGUCACCGUCACCCGCCGAGGACGGCAGGAAGCAUCAGGUCACGGCCAGGGUGGUGUCUGUCAUCUUCUCAGGGAAGCCCUCCAUGAUCCAGGUACCACAGAACCGGCGAUCGCUCUCACCGACCUCAAUCGAACACCUCGAGAACAGCAACAAGCUGCGGCAAGCAGCCUCCCACAACGACGAGAUGGAGGUGAAGAGCAGGAGGAGAAUGUCCACCUCGACGACAUCCUCCCGGUUGUCUGCACACUCAUUCUCGCGCCCUGCCCACCUGCUCAGGAGCAGCAGUAUGCAGCCUCCUGGGACAUCAUCGAGACCGAACCUUCCCUUCCUGAAGGUCGACCCCUUUGCCAACGGCAGCACAUACUCGCUGGGCAACACACAAGGCGAAGUCAACUCCACCAGGGAGGCUUAUGUGCCUCAGGAGGUAGUGAGGUCGGAGGUGAAAGUGCCGGCGGAAGAGGACCGGCCCAAGACACCAAAGACACCCACCAAGAUGUUCAAGGGCGUCGCCAGGGCCAUGAGCCUCAUGAAGAGGAGAAGCGUCCCGAGGAUGAACCAGGCUUUCCUGGCACUGGGCGAGAUUGGCGGCCGACCUGGCUCACCGUCAGAAGCCAGCAUCACAGAGGAGGACGCCGAGCCACCAAUUUCCAUGGAGCAGCUGCCGGCCAAGGAGCCCCAGGAGACAUCGCCGCCGUUGAGGCGGAUGGAGACACGAAGCGAGAGGGCGGUGACACCACCAUCGCCCCCUACGCGGUCACCGCCUCGCCCACAAUUGGCGCCCAUCACGCACGACGAGAUCGUCAGGAUAGCGGAGAGAAACGCGAGGAUGGCAAAACACAUGUCCGUCACCCGGACAUUCCAGGGCGAGCACGGGCUUGAGUCACCUAUCUCGCCCAUGUCGCCCCUGACGACACCCAGCCCCCUCACGCCUAACAAGCGUGCAUCUACAUUCACUUUCGGCCGGAGGCGGAUGAGCGUCAAGCUCCCAGGGAAGCUUCAGCUGUGA
This is a messenger RNA of Cryphonectria parasitica EP155, 1512 nucleotides long. RefSeq lists its product as uncharacterized. The transcript has a single exon. The record is from RefSeq and is a predicted model, not a curated record. The coding region runs from base 1 to 1512 and encodes 503 amino acids. NCBI's taxonomy places the organism in Eukaryota, Fungi, Ascomycota, Sordariomycetes, Diaporthales, Cryphonectriaceae.